AUGAAAAAGAAACUCACCCCGUCAUUCAACAUCAACUCUCCCAUUCCUACCAAGCUUGCUGGCGAGUGCAAGAAAGCUGCCCGUAUCCUUAACGGCUUUAUUGAUCCUGGAGAAGGCUUUGACAAGAUCAUCCCACCAUCCAUCCUUGCCAACGCUAAAGGUCUUGCCAUAUACACGGUAUUAAAGGGCGGUUUUCUUUUCACGGCACGUGGUGGAUCAGGAUUGGUAGUAGCAAGAUUACCUGAUGGCUCUUGGUCCGCUCCAUCUGCUAUUGCAACUGGAGGUAUCGGGGCAGGGGGUCAGAUUGGUGCCGAGUUGACCGACUUUGUACUCGUGUUGAAUACCAAGGAAGCUGUCAAGACAUUCAGCCACUUUGGAAGUAUCACACUUGGAACCAAUAUAUCAGUGGCUGCCGGACCUAUUGGAAGGAAUGCUGAAGCUUCAGGGGCUGCUACUCUGAAACAUAUUGCUGCCAUUUACUCUUACAGCAAAACCCGUGGAUUGUUUGCAGGCGUAUCAUUGGAAGGAUCGGUUAUUAUCACCAGGUCGGAUGCCAACACUAAGAUGUAUGGUCGAUCAGUAACAGCCAAGGAAUUGCUCAAUGGCACUGUUCCUCCUCCACCAGAAGCGGAUGCAUUGUAUCGGGCAUUGGGUGCUAAAUUUCACACAUUGGGCAACACAGCGGCAUCUUAUCGACGUGGUGAUUUGGAUGAAAAUGGGAAUGAUCAAGGCACUGGCAAGGUGUAUCGAAGUACGACUAUAUCAAAACCAGGCACACUUAAACGACCACCUGCUAUUACAGCACAAGCAAGAUCACCUCCACCACCUGCAUAUCAUCAUCAACCAGCUCAUUCAUACGACAAAAUGGAACCAGCACAACCAUCAUCACCGCCCACUAGAAACAUGAUGCCAGCAUCUGCAGCUGCUCCUUCGCCACCACCAGUAGCUCCACGAAGACCAAUGCCUCCUCCUGUUAAACCACGAGAACCCAUGGCUAGAGCACUAUAUCCUUACAAAGGUGAACAACCAGGGGAUCUAUCAUUUGAAGAAGGACAAGUCAUCGUCAUCAUCGAAAAGACCGAUAGUCAAGAUGACUGGUGGACUGGCAAAAUCGGCAACCAAACGGGUGUGUUCCCAGCCAAUUACGUUCAGUUGGAGUAG
This is a messenger RNA of Lichtheimia ornata, 1161 nucleotides long. RefSeq lists its product as uncharacterized. The transcript is spliced from 8 exons. Gene Ontology annotation, molecular function: phosphatidylinositol binding; protein binding. The record is from RefSeq and is a predicted model, not a curated record. The coding region runs from base 1 to 1161 and encodes 386 amino acids. Lineage: Eukaryota; Fungi; Mucoromycota; Mucoromycetes; Mucorales; Lichtheimiaceae.